GACUCAGGGAGGUGCGUCCCAGCUGAGAGUAGGAACCAGGUAGUGCGGACAGACGGCCGGGAGUCUCACUCUCAGCACCGAUGAGGUUCCACCGCUCCAAAGCCCAACAGCACCUGUGACCGGCGUCCGCCGCACCUCCGCAGCAGUCGACCCGCCGAGCCGCCGCCAUGAGCGGUGCCAGGGAGCCGGGCCCCGGGCCCCCGCCGGCCCCCAACGUCAAACCCAAACCCGGCCAGAGCCGGACCGGCAGGAGCAGCAAGGAGGACCGGCGCCGAGAGGGGAAACCGGCGAAGGCCAGGAGGUCCAGGAGCACCGAGGCGGAGCGGGGGAGGGGACGGGGGCGGGACCCGGCGGCGGCGAGGUCGCGGCGCGGGCGGAGCGAGGAGGCAAGGAGGCGGGACCGGAGGGGCGAGGGCUCCCCGAGGAGGAAGCCUCCCCCCGACGGCGGCGGCGAGGACGACGGCGUGGAGACGGAGUGCGCCGUCUGCUUCAGCUCCUACGACAACGUGUUCAAGACGCCGAAGCUGCUAGCCUGCGGCCACACCUUCUGCCUGGAGUGCCUGGCGCGCAUCAACGUGGGCUCGGCCCAGCUGACGGCGCUCAGCUGCCCGCUGUGCCGCGAGCCGACCCGGCUGGCGCACGGGCGCGACCUGCCGCGCCUCGGCACCAACCAGGACAUCAUCACGCGGCUGCCGGCCGCCAUGCGCCGCGCGUGCUCCGUCCGCUUCAAGCGCGGCCAGGGCAAGCUGGUUCUGAAGAACCCGCCCCCCCGCAGCCCCGUGAAGAGCCCCGCGGCGCCGGGCGACCCGGGCGCCACCGUGGUGGACGUGGGCCGGCCCCCCAGCAGGAUGAGGGGCCGGCUGCGCCGCCUGUUCCGCUCAGACCGCUGCUACUACGCCGUGGUGGCGGCCGUCAUCACCGUCACCGUGGUGAUCCUGCUGGUGGGAAUCCUGGCCUUCGCCGUGGUGCCGGCCACGCACCACCGGCCCGUCGGGCCGGAGAACCACACGCUGCCGGGGCCGGGCCCCUGAGGCGCGGGGCCGGGUCGGGGUGGAACUGAACUUACAGGACUGUCUCAGAAAAUUUGAAUAUUGUGAUAAAGUCCUUUAUUUUCUAUAAUGCAAAAAUGUCAUACAUUCUGGAUUCAUUACAAAUCAA
Cololabis saira (Pacific saury) is the source of this 1158-nucleotide messenger RNA. It is a transcript of the gene rnf183, whose product is annotated as ring finger protein 183. NCBI's taxonomy places the organism in Eukaryota, Metazoa, Chordata, Actinopteri, Beloniformes, Belonidae. Gene Ontology annotation, biological process: protein ubiquitination. The transcript is spliced from 2 exons. Bases 168 to 1031 code for a protein of 287 amino acids. Gene Ontology annotation, molecular function: ubiquitin protein ligase activity. The record is from RefSeq and is a predicted model, not a curated record.